This is a messenger RNA of Onthophagus taurus, 3072 nucleotides long. RefSeq names its product ubiquitin-conjugating enzyme E2 Q1. The record is from RefSeq and is a predicted model, not a curated record. NCBI's taxonomy places the organism in Eukaryota, Metazoa, Arthropoda, Insecta, Coleoptera, Scarabaeidae.
GCGUAUAACCCGCAAACGACAGUUCGCUGAAUUCGGCUAGAUGUACCGCACGGAUCGUUCCUGAGGGUCGGUGUUUUUUUUCUCUUUCGUUGCGAUGGCCCCGAUUUUUCCGAUAAUCUCGCCGAAGAAAAAUUGUUAGUCCCGUUAUUAUUCCAUGCGGCACGAGGCCGCCACGACGUCUCCCGACCGAACACGACCGGGUUUCAAUUUUAAAGAGGACCAGAAUCGGCCAUUUUGAUCUAUAUAGGGAGUGAACAGUUAUAAAACGUCGAGAGCCCCAACGAGUGUGUCGUUUUUUGCGAGACUUGUGCAGUGCUACCGGGCCCCCGGAAAUACGUCUUAAAGGACACCUAUGGCUUGUUUAAAUACUCUCAAGCAAGAGAUAAGGACAUUAGAGUCGAUAUUCCCGAAAAACCAUGAUAGGUUUCAGAUCGUGUCCGCCAGUGUUGACGAGCUGAGUUGCAGGUUCGUUGGGAAAAAUGGCAAACGAUAUGAAAUCCACGCGAAUAUCACAGAAACUUACCCAGCGGUACCCCCAGUUUGGUUUGCUGACUCGGAAGAGACCAGCAUUACUAAUGCAGUGCAAAUUUUGAGUAACACAGAAGGAUUGGAUAAUCAUGUACUUCAUCAGGUUGCUAUACUUUUACGAGAACUGUGUAGGUUGCAUGCUGUACCAGAACCGCCUGAUAUUCAUAGACUGACUAUACCAAAUCCGCAAACGGCAAACAGAAUAAGUAGUGGUGUUGAACAAAUGGAAGAUGAAGGAUUAGACAGUGAAGCAGACGCAGAAUUAGGAGAUAGUGACCAAGAAGCAGAAGAAAGUGACGAAGAUGAAGAACUCGCCAUGGAAAUGGAAGAUGGACGAUCGAAAACGGACGAAAUGGGAGUUGAACAUUUGGCGACGCUUGAACGUCUCAGACAGAAUCAAAGAAGGGAUUAUUUACAGGUAAAUGGAUCUGUAUCCGGUUCAGUACAAGCCACAGACCGAUUAAUGAAAGAGCUUAGGGAUAUUUAUCGUUCAGACACUUUUAAAAAUAAAAUGUAUCAAAUUGAAUUGGUUAACGAUUCACUGUAUGAGUGGAACGUCCGUUUACUCGCCGUAGACCCCGAUAGCCCUUUGAGCCAUGACUUAGCCCUCCUUAAAGAAAAAGAAGGCAAGGACGCUAUUUUACUCAAUAUGUUAUUCAAGGAUACUUAUCCAUUCGAACCACCGUUUGUUAGAGUUGUUCAUCCCAUCAUAUCAGGUGGUUAUGUAUUGGUGGGCGGAGCGAUAUGUAUGGAAUUAUUAACUAAACAAGGAUGGUCGAGUGCGUACACAGUAGAAGCCGUUAUAAUGCAAAUUUCAGCGACUCUGGUGAAAGGAAAAGCGAGAAUCCAAUUUGGGGCGCCAAAAGUGUGCUCCCAAGGACAAUACAGUCUGGCGAGGGCCCAACAGAGCUUUAAGUCACUUGUACAAAUUCACGAAAAAAAUGGUUGGUUCACACCCCCAAAAGAGGACGGUUAAUCACACGUGCCAAUUUUGAAGAGUCAUUCUGAUUAUUUUUUUUAAGUUAAAAGGAACACGGAAGGAAAAAAACGUCUAAUGCGCGUGCAUGUACUUUUUUUUUUGUUCGUUAAUUAUAUAUAUUUUUUUUGGUCGUCAUCUUUUCGAACAAGCGAAAAAGUUGGAGUUUUCUACUCUUAAACAAAAAAAAAACACUAAAAAAAGAACUCGUGUAUCUUAGUGCCUCAAUCUCUAUAGCCGUUCGUUGCGUUUCUUCUGUUUUAAUAUUUUUUUUUUUAAUUUUCAGUUUGUCGUCGUCUCUAUCUCUUGUUGAGAAAUCCAAAAAAUUAAAAAAAAAACUAGAAAAAAAAAUAGUCCAUGUGACUUUCGCGUCGAUAAAGAAGUGAAAAAGAAAUUAAACGAGUUUUUCAUUCCAAAAUAACAGUGGCAGUUUAAUAUUAUUGUUGUAGAUUGGUGAGAAUUCGGUUGCUAUGGUCCGUAAAAUAAAAAAAGGGAUGGCGUUAUCUUUAUUGUUAUAUACAGGGAUUCAAAAGAAUAGGAUUAUGAAUCAACUUGUAUUUAAAUAAUAAAAGAAAUAAAAUAGAUUUAGUUAAGAUGACGCUUUCUGAUGCAACAAACUGUGAUGUUAUUUUUCUAAUUGUUUCUUCUUUUUUUGUAUUUUAAUAUUGGCUAUGUUUUCAAAUUAAAAAUAAAUAUUUUUUAGUUAAUUUUUUGAUGAUGACUUUGUUGGGCCAGUAUAAAAAAUACAAAACAGGAUCUUUGGAACAUAAGCAACCGAUAUCACGUCAUUAACAUUUCGUAAAAUCGUAUUUUUUUCUUCGACGUGCAAUCGACAACCUAACUUAAAAAUAACCUAAUUUUAUUUUAUUUUCAAUUUAUCCCUCUUAUAACGUAAUACAUAAUCAGUGCAUUAAAACAACCGAAAAUGAAUUAAAAGAAACGUGUCAUUGUGAUUUACAUAACUCCUUUAAUCGUUUCUUGUUUCUUUUUGUUAUUGUCUUAUAAAACGAUUAGUUAAGAAUAAAAAGAGAAAAACACACGUUUUAUUUUGACCCAAUCGGACCCGCUCGUCCGAAUUUCGGUCUUAUCACCACCAACAAACAAACCAUUGGUUCAUAUCCAUCAUCUAAUCCCCGUAAAUUUGGGGAAACUUUGGGGAUGUUAGGACGUUCGCCAGUUUGGACUCCCCAUAGCCGCGACGCACGAUUUAUUUUUUAUUUGGGGGACGGCGAUCGACCUUCGACCUCUUGUAUAACUCGUAUUUCUAUAAUUUUAGGUACGUUCGGUUGUUGCCGCAACCGGCGAGGUCUUAUUCCCCUCGACGACACGCGUCUUAUCGUUUCUCCUUGUUUUUUUAUUCAUUAUAAUUUUUAGGAUUGAACGAAUGUGAAUGAGCACGAAACCGAUUGACCGUAAUUAAUCGCGAUUUCGCUCUCUGAAUCUUAUUAAGACCCGCCUGCUGCGGUAACCCCCCUCGAAAUCCCCCCUUUAAGAACUAUGUGAGUAUGUGCUUUUAAUUUUUAAGGUCAAUAAAUAAUAAAUCAAAAUAAAAAAUACCAAAAAAAUUA